AUGUCAAGGGAACCACUUCUUCCAACGACAAACCCUGUCGAGAAUCAAAAAUAUAUUAAAGUACUAUUUACAACUGAAACAAUAGAACCUAUUUUAUUGGAUAUUACAACUGUACCGCCAUCAGAUCUUUCAUUAAAAUCACUUCGGCAAACGAUACGAAAUAUUAAAAGUAAUGACACCAAAGAUCGUACAUUAAGAUUCUUAAGAUCUGGUUCCAUUAUAACAGCGUCAUAUUAUCAGACACAGGUUAAUAACUAUUUGAAAUCUCAAAAUAAUGAACCUUUCUUUAUACAUUGUGUCAUUGGUGUUGAUCGGAUUAGAGAUCCCUCAGAGAUUCAAACGUAUGAACAACAAGAUGAUGAUGGUGUGAGCCAUUUAGGUGGGGCUCAGAAUCAAAAUGGAAACUCUAUGGGUGCCAUUGGGUUCGAUAGGUUGAGAUCUGUCGGUUUUAGUGAUGAAGAGAUUGAUCUAUUGAGAUCACAAUUCCGUUCUACAUAUGGUGAUCUAGAGAAUCGGGGUAAUGAUAAUGAUAAUGACACUACAGAAAAUAUAAAUGUCGACGGUAAUACUAAUAAUAAUAAUGCUACAGAUAUUAGAGAAUUAGAAGAACAAUGGAUGGAGAAUGGAGUGGGUGAUAAUGAUGAUAGAUUUAAUUCAGUUCCAAACGCUAAUUUUAAACAUAAUAUAGAUUUAUUGGUUGGAAUAUCUGUUGGAUUUACAUUUGGAGUCUUUAGUUUAGUCAUUAUGAAAUUCGAUGGAUUGUUUAAUAAAAGACAGAAAAUGUCAAUAUUUGCUGGAUUAAUUGUCAACGUAAUAUUUUCAUUAUUAAGAAGUACAGAUGAAUAA
Molecule: messenger RNA, 846 nt
Organism: Maudiozyma barnettii
Lineage: Eukaryota; Fungi; Ascomycota; Saccharomycetes; Saccharomycetales; Saccharomycetaceae
Gene: DSC3
Product: Dsc3p
Exons: 1
Coding region: 1-846 (281 amino acids)
Biological process (GO): protein processing
Cellular component (GO): Dsc E3 ubiquitin ligase complex; endoplasmic reticulum
Source: RefSeq, a predicted model, not a curated record